UACAGUUUGAUUUGAAGAAUUUGACUAAAAAUUGUGUAAGUUGAUGAGUAUGAGUGUGCUACAUUUGUUCGAUUAUUCUCAUCCAGCCUUAUCUCGUGCUGGCCACACUCCUUUGUAACCACACGACAAAAUAUCCCUAUUAAGCAUAUAAUUCCAACGUCAAGUCUAUACAUCAUGAGUUUCCUAGGCAACUCUCUUCUUCAACCAAGAAUAUUGCUAUAAUUACAAUGAAAUCUUAUGCCAACUAAUCUAAAAUUUAUCUAUAACUUAAUAUAAUCGUCAAAGAUCUAUAGAUUCACAUAAAGAUAUAUUUUUUUUAGGACAGACAAAAGGAACAUUAUUCAUGUUUGCUUAGUCUUAGCUUGCUGAUUCAAGAACUUAAUAACUUUAUAAAGUGGGAAGGUUAGUUGGUAUUUCUUGUAGUGAUCUUACCUUCUUUAGCUGCAUUAGUGGUUAGAUUUGAUCGACGAAGAGGAAAAAGCCGAACCAUUAAUGAUUGAGUACUUAGGACGUGCCUAAUUUGUCAUCCUGAUUCUGUUAAGUGAAUUGUGUACUGUUGAGAGGAAAAUGAUACAUCAAAUGGGAGAGGAGAAAGAUGAGAGAGAGAUCGCGAGGGAAGAGGAGAUUGAAGGUGGAUUAUCAGAUGAUGCAGUAACACUAACAAGACUGCAACCAUGGAAUAAGCAGAUUACAGUGAGAGGAGUAGUGACAAGUGCAAUCAUUGGCGCGAUUUAUAGCAUCAUUGCAAUGAAGCUCAACCUUACUACUGGUCUUAGUCCCAAUCUCAAUGUCUCUGCUGCUCUUCUGGCCUUUGUUUUCGUUAGGAGUUGGAACAAAGUCCUUAAGAAAUUCGGGUUUUCUCCUGUACCUUUCACUAAGCAGGAAAACACCAUGAUUCAGACCUGUGCAGUUGCUUGCUAUAGCAUAGCCAUUGGAGGUGGAUUCGGGUCUUACCUUUUGGGAUUGAACAAGAAGACCUAUGAGCUAGCUGGUGUUAACAUGGAAGGGAAUUCUCCAGAAAGUUACAAGGAACUAAAAGUUGGCUGGAUGACAGCUUAUCUUUUCCUCGUCUGUUUCGUAGGUCUCUUUGUGUUGAUCCCCCUAAGAAAGAUACUCAUAAUCGAUUACAAUUUAGUAUUUCCAAGUGGUAUGGCAACUGCUGUGCUCAUCAAUGGAUUCCAUACAAGAGGAGAUAAAAUGGCAAAGAAACAAGUACGCGGAUUUUUGAAGUACUUUUCGCUGAGCUUCUUUUGGGGGUUUUUCCAAUGGUUUUAUACUGCUAAAGAGAACUGUGGGUUCAUUCAAUUCCCUACCUUCGGACUGAAAGCUUGGAAGCAAACAUUUUACUUUGAUUUUAGCAUGACUUAUGUGGGAACUGGGAUGAUUUGUUCUCAUCUUGUUAGCUUGUCUUUGUUGUUUGGAGCCGUUCUUUCGUGGGGACUGAUGUGGCCUCUCAUAAACAAGCAAAAAGGAAAUUGGUUCCCUGAAAGUGUAUCAGAUGAAAGCAUGCAGGGUUUGAAUGGCUACAAGGUCUUUAUUUCCAUUGCUCUCAUAUUUGGAGACGGGUUUUAUAACUUCUUCAAAGUGAUGGUUAUCAUCCUUGUAAAUGUUCGUGGUAGAAUGAGACAAAAGGCGGUCCUGAAUGCAGAAACAAUUGGUCAAAGCAAAGCUCCUAACAUCGAAAGGCAGAACGAGGUGUUUAUCAGGGAAAGCAUACCAAUGUGGGUAGCAGCCAGUGGCUACCUCUUCUUCUCCACUGUAACUGUCAUUGCCCUCCCAAUGUUGUUCCCUGAAAUAAAAUGGUAUUAUGUUAUCGUAGCCUACAUUCUUGCACCAGCAUUGGCCUUCUGCAACGCCUAUGGAGCUGGACUAACAGACAUGAACAUGGCAUACAACUAUGGCAAAGUAGCCCUAUUUGUGCUAGCUAGCUUAGCAGGGAAAAAAUAUGGUGUAGUCGCAGGACUUGUAGGUGCAGGGGUCAUCAAAUCGAUGGGCCUAGUUUCUUGUACAUUGAUGCAGGACAUUAAGACAGGCCAUCUGACAUUAUCAUCACCGCGAUCAAUGCUGAUCAGUCAGGCCAUUGGGACAGUCAUUGGAUGUAUUGUCACCCCUCCUAGUUUCUUCCUGUUUUACAAAGCAUUUGAUGUGGGAAACCCCAACGGCGAAUAUAAAGCUCCUUAUGCUUUGAUAUAUAGGAACAUGGCAAUCUUAGGGGUUGAAGGCUUCUCUGCUUUACCACAGCAUUGUCUGCAGCUUUGCUGUGGUUUUUUCGCGUUUGCAAUAUUUGCUGACUUAAUUAGAGAUCUAUGUCCUACAAAGAUUGGAAGAUGGAUGCCACUUCCAAUGGUUAUGGCAGUGCCAUUUCUAGUAGGUGGAUACUUUGCCAUCGACAUGUGUGUAGGGAGCUUAGUGGUGUACGUGUGGCAUCGGAUUAAUCCGAAUCAGGCUGAUCUGAUGGUUCCGGCUGUGGCUUCUGGUUUGAUCUGUGGUGAAGGACUCUGGUCUCUUCCUGCUUCAUUUCUUGCUUUGGCCAAUAUUAAUCCUCCAAUUUGCAUGACAUUUUUGUCUUCCAAGAAAUAGGACAUUCUGUAAUAGGAACACACAUAAUUUUGUUUUUGUUUUUGUUUCUUUUUUAACACUCUCAAUAAUGUAUACAUUUUCUAUUCAGAAUUUUAGAUGCAGCACAAAAUGCAUUUCAUCAUCCUUAAUUCAGCAAUUUUCUAGAA
Molecule: messenger RNA, 2726 nt
Organism: Chenopodium quinoa (quinoa)
Lineage: Eukaryota; Viridiplantae; Streptophyta; Magnoliopsida; Caryophyllales; Amaranthaceae
Product: metal-nicotianamine transporter YSL1-like
Exons: 8
Coding region: 568-2580 (670 amino acids)
Biological process (GO): seed development; response to iron ion
Cellular component (GO): plasma membrane
Molecular function (GO): iron-nicotianamine transmembrane transporter activity; oligopeptide transmembrane transporter activity
Source: RefSeq, a predicted model, not a curated record